CGAGGAUCUGGGCGGCGAGACACACCUGAUGGUGGGAGGCAGUCACCCUCCCUUGUGGUCUGCGGGCGGGACAGUUAGAUAGCCACUCAAGAAAACAUCAUGAAAGAUACUGAUAUCAAGAGACUACUGUAUACCCAUCUUUUAUGCAUCUUUUCAAUUAUCCUAAGCAUCUUCAUUCCAUCAUUCUUCUUGGAGAACUUCUCAAUAUUGGAAACACACUUGACAUGGUUGUGCAUCUGUUCUAUUUUUGUAACUGCCGUCAAUCUAGUUUUAUAUUUAGUAGUGAAACCAAAUGCAUCCUCUAAAAGAAGUUCACUAUCAUACAAGGUAACCAGGUUUUUGAAGUGCUGUGUCUACUUUCUUUUGUCUUGUUUUACCUUUCAUAUAAUAUUUGUUCUAUAUGGAGCACCGCUGAUAGAGUUGGUUUUGGAAACAUUUUUAUUUGCAGUUGUUCUGUCUACUUUUACUACUGUACCUUGUUUGUGUUUGUUGGGACCAAAUAUCAAGGCAUGGCUAAGAGUUUUCAGUAGAAAUGGUGUUACAUCCAUUUGGGAAAAUAGUCUCCAAAUCACUACGAUUUCUAGUUUUCUAGGAUCGUGGCUUGGAGCCUUUCCUAUUCCACUCGACUGGGAAAGACCAUGGCAGGUAUGGCCCAUCUCCUGUACGCUAGGAGCGACCUUUGGCUACGUGGCUGGUCUUGUUAUUUCACCACUCUGGAUAUACUGGAAUAGAAAGCAACUUACAUACAAGAACAAUUAAUUGGAGCAAAGGGAGAAGAUAUUUCUUUGUGCAGAUUCCAUAAAGACUGUGCAGAAAUGUGUAUGGUCCAAGCCAGGCAGUUCCACUUACAGCACUGUUUUUUAUGUAGUUACAACAUGAUGUGAUUGUAGCUUUUUUUUUUUUUAACUAUGAAACCCCUGAGAGAUUGUACCUUCUAGUUGAAAUAAAGUAUUUAUAGUAGAUUGUGGCUUCA
Messenger RNA from Condylura cristata (star-nosed mole), 973 nucleotides. It is a transcript of the gene PIGF, whose product is annotated as phosphatidylinositol glycan anchor biosynthesis, class F. The record is from RefSeq and is a predicted model, not a curated record. The coding region runs from base 100 to 759 and encodes 219 amino acids. Lineage: Eukaryota; Metazoa; Chordata; Mammalia; Eulipotyphla; Talpidae. The transcript has 6 exons. Gene Ontology annotation, cellular component: endoplasmic reticulum membrane. Gene Ontology annotation, biological process: GPI anchor biosynthetic process.